AUGAGUCUCAAAUUCGUGUGCGCUGUAUUCGUGGUGAUCUGCCUUCUUCCCAACUUCAACCAAGCCGACAGUUUCACUACCGAUCCGUAUGUCGACAGUGAAUCCACGGUGCCGUAUUUAAAUUUUACAAAUAUAACGAUCCCAGAUGUGGAUGGGAUUGGCACCGUCCAUGUCACCAGCGUCGGGAGUGCCAAUCUGUCCUGUCCGCUGACAAAAGACAAAACUGAGACACAAGGAAAGGAGAACCUGUCCGUGAGUACCUGUGUGAACCUGACGAGGGUUGACGUUGACAUGCCGGACCUGAGGCUGAACACUACAAUCGGUGUUGCAGCUUUCAACGUCUCCGUAAACGUGACGAAGGGUGAGACGGAGAACAUUUCAGUGAAAGUACGCGUAGAACUUACUGACUGGAAUGUCACCAGUAUUGGCGGACCGGAGCUCUAUGUCAACAUUUCGUCAAAGAAAUUGAAAAGCAAACACGCCAUGCAAAAGGUUCUGCAAACUGAGGCCAGUUUGUUACUGAAUAAGCCGAAAUACGCAAACUGGCUUUACGAUUUAUUGUCCGGAAUGUGGCCCAAACCAACUGAACCAUCUACGACUUCUGACUUUAUGUCAACUGAUAUUGACAUGUUAUAA
This is a messenger RNA of Mesocestoides corti, 636 nucleotides long. The record is from the annotation of a GenBank genome assembly. Lineage: Eukaryota; Metazoa; Platyhelminthes; Cestoda; Cyclophyllidea; Mesocestoididae.